Molecule: messenger RNA, 591 nt
Organism: Populus trichocarpa (black cottonwood)
Lineage: Eukaryota; Viridiplantae; Streptophyta; Magnoliopsida; Malpighiales; Salicaceae
Product: F-box protein At5g07610
Exons: 1
Coding region: 1-591 (196 amino acids)
Source: RefSeq, a predicted model, not a curated record
AUGUAUUCAUCAAACAACGUUCCAUGGAGGGUUUCUGGUGGUCCUUUUACCACAGAAGACCGUAUGCUAUUCGAGGGUAGUGUCUUCUGUAAUGGAGUUAUUCACUGGCUCAAUAUUUCAAGUGGUUCUUCUUUAUGUUUCGAUGUUGACGGAGAACAGCUUAAGCAAAUGCCAAUGCCUCCGAUUCCUCAAAUCGAUGAUGGUAUGGAACAGAGAAAUGUUAGGUAUUUCGGAGAAUCUCGGGGGCGCUUGCUUCUUGUUGAGAUUCAUGGCCCUCCCCCUCAAGCUAACACACAACUUGAUGUUUAUGAGAUGAGGGCAGACUACUCCGGAUGGUUUGUGAAGCACCACAUCGAUCUUAAUGCAAUUGCUGGUGCAUUUCCAGAGAUGAUUAUGAGCUCAUCUCUGGAAUUUUGGGAGUUGACUAGUUAUGCUUUUGAGAUACUGGCUUUUGUUAGGGGAGAAAGUGACGAGGACUCAUUUUCAGUGCUGCUGCACAUACCAGGCAAAGUGAUACCCUAUGACUUCAAGGAAAAGAACUUCGUAAUGUUCAAUGUUUAUCAGUAUGUUGAGAGUCUUGCCUGUGUUUGA